Messenger RNA from Oppiella nova, 1347 nucleotides. Lineage: Eukaryota; Metazoa; Arthropoda; Arachnida; Sarcoptiformes; Oppiidae. The record is from the annotation of a GenBank genome assembly.
AUGCCAGCUCGUCCCGAUAUGCUUCACCAACCCAAAUUCUGGAAGGUUUUUUUAAUCUUCCUUGGCCCACUGAUUCUAACCAAUAUUCUGCAAAAUCUGUCUGGAACAAUUAAUACCAUUUUUGUUGGGCAGAUGCUCGGAGUAGAAGCGAUUGCCGCAAUUUCGGUAUUUUUUCCGAUUCUAUUUUUAUUGCUAGCUUUUGUGAUUGGUCUAUCUACAGGUGCAACUGUUUUGGUUGGACAAGCGUGGGGCGCCAAAGAUAUCGAAAAAGUGCGUACCAUUGUUGGCGCAUUGUUAUUUAUGACCCUGAUUGGUGGAUCAAUCAUUGCCUUUUUAGGGGUAUUUUUUGCCAAAGAAAUUCUAUUGCUUUUGGGGAUAGAUCCCAAAAUCAUGCAUCUUGCACUGCCCUAUGUUCAAUGGAUGCUAAUGAGUAGUCCUUUUCUAUUCAUCUACAUCACCUACACCUCUAUUUUACGUGGUGUGGGUGACAGUACUACACCAUUGAUGGCAUCAAGUCUGACGAUCAUUGUGGGCGUCAUUGUAACUCCAGCCUUGAUUGGCGGUUACUUUGGUCUACCUAAACUCGGCAUUAUUGCUCCAGCAAUUGCCAGUGGCUUAGGCUUUAUUUCAACUUUAGUUUUCCUUUAUGUCUAUUUGAAUAAAAAGGACCAUGCUUUAAGACCUGAUGCAGCGUUAAUCCAACAUAUUCGCUAUCACCCACAAUUUAGUCGCAGUAUUUUGCGCUUGGGUGUGCCGACAGGUAUUCAAAUGGUGACUAACUCGGUUGCAGGAUUGGUGGUGAUUGGACUGGUCAAUCAACAUGGGGCACAUGCAACAGCAGCAUAUGGUGCAGUCAACCAAGUGCUCAACUAUAUUCAGUUCCCUGCAUUGUCGAUUGCGAUUGCGGGUUCCAUCUUCGCGGCGCAAGCGAUUGGUGCUGGGAAGUCUGAACUACUGGCAAAAGUGACGCGAACGGCACUGCUGAGUAAUAUCGUGAUUACAGGUUCAUUGGUACUCUUGGCCUAUAUUUGUUCAAAAUAUUUGAUGGCGUUGUUUAUUACAGAUCCAUCAGUGAUUGAAUUGGGUCAACAAUUACUAUUUAUUGUGUUGUGGUCGAUUAUAUUCUUUGGUGCAAGUGCAAUUUUUGCCUCGAUCAUGCGUGCCAGCGGAACCGUAACUGUUCCUAUGAUUUUUAAUAUUUUAUCCAUCCUGCUCAUUGAAGUUCCGUGUGCAUACUUAUUUAGUAUUUGGUAUGCGCUUGCACUGACCUUUUUCAGUCUAUGUCUCAUGCAAGGUUUGUAUUACCAAUUUGUUUGGAAAAAGAAAACGAUUGAGAUCUUAAUUUAA